CCUUCCGGCGGCUCCCGGCGCCCACCCCAGAGCGAGGCUCCUUCCCGCGCGGGCCGCUCGCUCCUCGGAGCCCGGGGGAACAUGGCCUCGGCCCUGGAGCAGUUCGUCAACAGUGUCCGGCAGCUCUCGGCGCAAGGGCAGAUGACUCAGCUUUGUGAGCUGAUCAACAAGAGCGGGGAACUCCUUGCAAAGAACUUAUCCCAUCUGGACACUGUGCUUGGGGCUCUGGAUGUACAGGAGCACUCCUUGGGCGUCCUUGCUGUUUUAUUUGUGAAGUUUUCUAUGCCCAGUGUUCCUGACUUCGAAACAUUAUUCUCACAGGUUCAGCUUUUUAUCAGUACUUGUAACGGGGAGCACAUUCGAUAUGCAACAGACACGUUUGCUGGGCUUUGCCAUCAGCUAACAAAUGCCCUUAUGGAAAGAAAACAGCCCCUGCGAGGAAUUGGCAUCCUCAAGCAAGCCAUAGACAAGAUGCAGAUGAACACAAACCAGCUGACCUCAGUACAUGCCGAUCUCUGCCAGCUUUGUUUGCUGGCAAAAUGCUUUAAGCCUGCCCUUCCAUAUCUUGACGUGGACAUGAUGGAUAUUUGUAAAGAGAAUGGAGCCUACGAUGCAAAGCACUUUUUAUGUUACUAUUAUUAUGGAGGCAUGAUCUAUACUGGGCUGAAGAACUUCGAAAGAGCACUCUACUUUUAUGAGCAGGCUAUAACUACCCCUGCCAUGGCGGUCAGUCAUAUCAUGUUGGAAUCAUAUAAAAAGUAUAUUCUAGUUUCUUUGAUAUUACUUGGAAAAGUACAACAGCUACCAAAAUAUACAUCUCAAAUUGUGGGUAGAUUCAUUAAGCCUCUUAGUAAUGCAUACCACGAGUUAGCACAAGUCUAUUCAACCAACAACCCCUCAGAACUCCGAAACCUGGUGAACAAGCACAGCGAAACGUUUACUCGUGACAACAACAUGGGGCUGGCGAAGCAGUGCUUGUCCUCUCUCUAUAAGAAGAACAUUCAGAGGCUGACCAAGACCUUUUUAACACUAUCAUUACAAGAUAUGGCAAGUCGUGUGCAAUUAUCUGGACCACAGGAGGCAGAAAAAUAUGUCCUGCACAUGAUACAUGGCUCUCCCAGAACAGACCUGUCCUGGCCCAGGACAGCCGGUCUGCAGGAAGCUGGCAUCUGCAUGUGCUGCUCUGACCUCCCCUGUGGCUCAGAAGCCUGCCACAUCAGGAUGAGGAGGAAUACAACUGUUUUCCAUUGGAUAGUGGAGUAGUUUAUUCCCAUAGUCCAAUUUGCAAAUGUUUUGAGAUUUUUUUUCCCUUCAAAACACUCAUCCCAAACAAAACUUAUCUGACUUAACCAACCUGGGAGUGUCUGCUAAGAGCACCUUGCUAACCCUGUGGGAAGCCACAGAGCCUCCCAGGGGUAAGAAGAAACACAUGGGUGGUGAUGACCCAGCCAGGACAUAGGCAUCAGCAAAAUGCUUUGAGGGGUCAGAGAGCGGGACGGGUUUUGAACACUGCCUAACCAACCCAGACACAGCCUGUCAGGCCUGGGUCCGCAGGGGGUGUUUUGUGUGCCAGUGGACAUUUGGCAAGGCCUGCAGACAUUUCUGGUUGCCUCCCCUAGGCUGUCCCUACUUGCGUCUAGUGAGUAGAGGCCAAGGAUGCUCUUGAAUGUCUUAAAUGCAUGGGAGAGCCACGCAGCAACGCAUCCGCUGGCCUGAAGUGCCAGUACUGCCGAGCUCGGAAAAGCCUGGCCUGGGUGUUAGUCCAUGAGGGCGUGACUUUGUUUAGAGCAGAUUGAAAUUCAAAACAAAAUUGUGGGGAAGAUACAGAGAUUUCCCAUUAACCCCUGUCCCCACACAAGCACAGCCUCCCCCAUUGUCAUCCUCCCUCACCAAAGCGGUGCAUGUGUUACAGCAGAGGAGCCCACAUGGACACACCAUCGCCGCCCAGAGUCCAGGGUUUGCGUUGGGUUCGCUCUUGUACAUCCUGUGGGCUUGGACAAUGUGUAACUCACAUACCCAUCAUUAUGGUCUGACCCGGUAGUGUCCCGGCCCUACACUCCUGCUGUGCUCUGCCUGUGCAUGUCCUCUUCUCCACCCCUGGCAGCCACUGCCCUCACUCCCACAGCUCUGCCGGCUCCACAAGGGCCUCUGGGGGGGCUCACACAGGGGCAGCCUCCCCUGGCUGCUUCCCUCGGGAUCGGCAGGGCUUGACAGCUCAUCUGUUCGCAGUGCUGAGCAACAGCCCACGGUCUGAUAUGGUCCAGUUUACUCAUUCAUCUUGGCUGCUUUCAAAUAUAAAUAAAACUGCUAUAAACAUCCUUGUACAGGGUUUUGUGUGGACAUAAGCUUUUGACUCGAUUUAGUAAAUACCAAAAAGUGUGAUAGCUGGACCAUAUGGUAAGAGUGUCUAAAUGCCAUCGCCAUACCCAGGGCAUCUAGGAUUUCUCCUGUGUUAUCUUCCAGGAGUUUCAUAGUUUCGCAUUGACCUUUAGGUCUGUGACCUGUAAUUUCUGUGGAGGGUGUAGGUCUGUGUCUAGGUUCUUUCUCUGCAUGUGGAUUGCAGUUGUUUUAGCUCCCUUUGUAGAAAAGGCUGACUUUGCUAACUACUUUGUUCUUUUCAAAUCAGCACGGAGAUAGAAAUUUUGAGUUUCUUCUCUUUUUCUUUUUUCUGUAACUAGUAUAGCAAGCACUGGUUUGUGUGUUUUGUUUUUUGAAUAAAAUAAUAAAAACAAAAGAUAGGCCGCUGUGGUCUGCAUGACAUCAGUAAGCAAAUGGUGAUACCAGAGCAAUGUGUACCCCAGUGUGUGUUGCCAUAAUUUGCAGUUCGGCUUAACAGUGCACCCAGUCUGUAUUUGCAUUUUGACAUUAUUUAAGCUCUCUGUACAGUGUUUUGCAUGUAUUUAUAUGGUUCUUGGGGGGGGGGAAUGCUAUAAACUGACAAAUCUGAAAUUCAAAUAUGUUGUUCCACUGAGACAGGAAGAGUAGGAGUUUGAAAAGAUGGAAAAAAGGGAUAAUUUUUUGGAACCAAUAAAACUUGUUGCUGAUGAGCAGAA
Messenger RNA from Myotis daubentonii (Daubenton's bat), 3053 nucleotides. RefSeq names its product COP9 signalosome subunit 3 (gene COPS3). Gene Ontology annotation, cellular component: COP9 signalosome. Gene Ontology annotation, biological process: ubiquitin-dependent protein catabolic process. The record is from RefSeq and is a predicted model, not a curated record. Lineage: Eukaryota; Metazoa; Chordata; Mammalia; Chiroptera; Vespertilionidae.